AUGUCUAUAAAAACUUGUUUAGAUUUGGAGCAGAAUAGUAUUAGCAAAAAGUGUGCAACUUUUCUAAUCCAACAGGAUAUUUUUGAUAAACAAUCGCAAAUUGACACAUUCAAAGUGCUUAAGACUACUCAAAAAGGAGAAGAAUCAAAUACAUCAUUUGAACAUAAACCAUCAUAUAAUGAAGAAUUACCAUCAACUUCAUCAAAAAAGAUCAGUACUUAUAGAAACAAAGAAGAAGGUAUUACUCAAGAAGAUGUGUUGAACUCUGUUUCCAAAGUUUCUGAUACCUUUAGGGAAACUAAAUUCCCAGUAUAUUAUGAAAAACUCAAAUUGAUAUUACAUACUCAAAAUGCUAAGAUGAAUUAUUAUAUUAUUGAUUUGAGAGAUGAGGAAAUACUAAAUCAGGUUCACGAACUUUUGAGUGAUUAUAAAUUAAAUUUUUUGUUUGUAAGGUUAAGUUUAACAGAUGAGAAUGAAUGUAUAAGUGAGGAGGUGCGUAGGUAUAUGACACUAUUUGAUGAGAUUAUUGAGAAAAAGAGUUGUGAUGAUAAUGAUAUAGAAUUUAAGAAUAAUGACAUAAUUGAUGAAAGAAAUAGCAAAGAAUUUGAAAAAGCCAUUGCAAAAAUGAAGGGAAAAGUUCAUCAAUUAGACAGUCUAUCCAAAAAAUUUCAUUAUCUAUCUAACACCUUUCUUAUUCCUGCAAAGAAUUAUGAUCAAUCAGAAAUACCUGAUAUUUUUAUUAUUAAGAGUAUCUCUAGUCACCUUGAUACAAUCACAAAAAUAAACGGUUUAAUGAGAAAUACUUCUGAACGUACAUAG
This is a messenger RNA of Funneliformis caledonium, 819 nucleotides long. NCBI's taxonomy places the organism in Eukaryota, Fungi, Glomeromycota, Glomeromycetes, Glomerales, Glomeraceae. The record is from the annotation of a GenBank genome assembly.